GUUGUCAGUAUCUUCCGAUUGGCGAAGCGUGAGACGGAAGAGUAGACAAACAGGAAUUAACAAUCGGCCGCUGAUAAUCUGGUACGGAUUCUCGUAAACGCGAGAGCCGGUAUCGUAUUAUCAUAAUUUUCACAAGUCGCCUGUCAAGCCGAGCCGAGAGAGUCCGAGAGAGUCGACGCGAUGUCUGACUCUACGGGUGAUCAUGUAGAUGCGUUGGAUGAGGAGCCGGACGUGGAAUCCAGUUAUAAGCCUCCACCGGAAAAAUCCAUCGAACAGAUCUUGGAAACGGAUAAGGAAGACGAGAGUUUGCGCAAGUAUAAAGAGACGCUUCUGGGAGAAGCAAAAUCCGGCGGCAUUGUAGUAGAUCCUAAUGAUCCUAGAAAGGUAAUAGUGAAGAAAUUGGCAUUAUGCGUCGCUGAUCGACCGGAUAUGGAAUUAGACUUGACUGGUGAUUUAUCGCAGCUAAAAAAACAAACAUUUGUCAUCAAGGAGGGCGUAAGCUAUAAAAUCAGAAUCGAUUUUAUUGUGCAACGCGAGAUCGUGCAUGGAUUAAAAUAUGUACAAAAGACUUAUCGCCUUGGUGUACCUGUUGACAAAAUGACACAUAUGGUAGGCUCAUAUCCUCCUAAAACAGAGCUUCAGUCUUACACUACUCCAGCUGAAGAUGCACCAGCCGGUGUCGUAGCGCGAGGCUCAUACAGCGUUAGUUCUCUUUUUACAGACGACGACAAGCAUGAACAUCUUAAAUGGGAAUGGGCGUUUGAAAUCAAGAAGGAUUGGAAAGAAUAAAUCUUUCGAAAGGAUGAUAAUUUACAAUUCCUUACUACUUUACGAGUAAUAAUUAAGGACGUAAAAUGCCAAAAUGCAAUUGGAUGGAUGAACUUUAAUAUUCUUUAGUUGUGGUUGACGUUGCCAUAAGAAUUAUUUACAUAUAUUUUAAAUAAAAGAGAAAGAGAAUAUAAUCGGUAUUUAUUAAGGUUUUCGUAAUUGAUUAGAUAUUUGAUUAUAGAAAUAGAUUCGAGAAUUAUGAA
Molecule: messenger RNA, 1031 nt
Organism: Atta colombica
Lineage: Eukaryota; Metazoa; Arthropoda; Insecta; Hymenoptera; Formicidae
Gene: RhoGDI
Product: rho GDP-dissociation inhibitor 2
Exons: 4
Coding region: 181-789 (202 amino acids)
Biological process (GO): Rho protein signal transduction
Cellular component (GO): cytoplasm; cytosol; membrane
Molecular function (GO): protein binding; Rho GDP-dissociation inhibitor activity
Source: RefSeq, a predicted model, not a curated record